Messenger RNA from Drosophila virilis, 2194 nucleotides. NCBI's taxonomy places the organism in Eukaryota, Metazoa, Arthropoda, Insecta, Diptera, Drosophilidae. The record is from RefSeq and is a predicted model, not a curated record.
CUUUGAAUUUAAAUCAAAUUAAUAUAUCUACAUUUUGUGUUUGUUUGAAUUUACAGUAUUACGACUUCACCGAGAUUGCCGAGGUCGCUGCACGCGAAUUUACGGAAUUCCUAUCGAAUAAAUUUCCAAAUGCCAACACGCCAAUUGCCAUAGAUGAACCGACACGCGCGGAGGUGAGCCGGCGGGCCAAUGGCAUUGCCAGCAAUGCCCUCAACGAGGAUGACAAUCUGUUGGCCUUUGCCAUCGCGGCGCCCAGCAUACACACAGUUGUUGUCAAAUUCAGGGACAAUGUGACGAUACCACCGAAUCAGGUGCAUAACAAGGCUUACCUGGGUUCCUAUUGGCGGGAAUUGGGGGCCGCCUGGAACAGCAGCGAUGGCACCAAGGAGUGGGGCGCGCCCUUUCGUGACUGCAACCUUUUGACGGGGCGCUGGCUGUGGCCAUUUCGCAUAUCAUUCACCGAGCACCGAAUCAAAAUUGUUGCCGCUGCCUUUAUAGCCGCCGAUGAGGAUGUGUGCAACGACGGCCUGGAGGAGGUUUUCGGACGGCGUCACGGCUGCGAUCGGAACACCACAUUUUGCCUGCUGACCGAAACGAAGCCGCCGGCCACGCGUGAUGUCUACACGUGUUUGUGCCGCGAAUCCUAUUACCUGCCCAAUGGGACGCUGCAGGGUUUUCCCGGUGAUCUGGUGGAGCUAUCCGAGGGCUAUGACAAUUACUCAUGUCUGCCCUGUCCGGGUGGCUGCAGCAAUUGCGACAUGCACGGCGUAUGCCUCAACUUUCAGGAGGAGGAUGCGCUCAACAUAGAUGCCUGCCUGCGUCUCCUGGUGGCCAUUAUCCUGGCCGCCUGCAUUCUGUGCUGUGUGGUGCUCAGCGUGAUCGUGUUCCGGCAGCGCAAGUGCAAGGCCAUUGCCUCGGGCAUGUGGACCGUGCUGGAGACCAUUCUGCUGGGCAUUGUUUUACUUUAUGCAUCGGUUGCCGUCCAUUUCUUUCCCGCCUCCACGGAGCGCUGCCUGCUGGAGCCCUGGCUGCGCGAAAUUGGCUUUAUUACGUGCUAUGGUGCGAUUAUAUUGAAGCUAUAUCGGCAUCUGGUGGACUUUCGCACCAGGAAGGCGCAUCGCUGGGUGCUGCGCGACGUCGAUCUGCUCAAGUAUCUGGGCACCAUGGUGUUUGCCGUUGUCUGUUAUAUGUCCGCAUUUACGGCCUCGUCGCUGGACCUGCUCGAGAGCGCCCAGCUGGAGAGUCUGCGUGAGGCCAGCACCAACACUUGCCAUCCCCUCAAAUGGGAGCUGGUGACGCAGACCAGCGAGAUGCUCAUCCUCUGCUUUGGCCUACAUCUGGCCAUUGCCAGUCGCAAUGCCAAUACACAGUUUCGGGAGCGUCAAUUUCUGGUCACAACGUUGACGCUGGAAUUUUUGGUGUCAUCCAGUUUCUAUUUUCUGCGCUUCGUCUAUUUGCCGGAAAUGAGUCCCAGCGCCAUUUUGUUGGCGCUUUUUGUGCGCUCGCAGCUGACAAAUAGCUUCGCCUUGGGUUUGAUAUUUGUGCCAAAAUUGUGGUAUCAACACAAGCAGGGUACCUCACACGAUGCCGGGCAGCGCCUCGGCGGCGGCUAUGCGGGUCUGUGCCUCGGCGAUCCGGACAUCGGUGAGCUGACCAUAUCCGAAAUGAGUCCCGAGGAUAUACGUGCCGAACUCAAAAGACUGUACACACAACUGGAGAUUUUGAAGAACAAGACACUGCGUCAGGAUAAUCCGCAUAUUAGCAAAAGGCGCGGCGGCCGCAAGGCGGGACAUCGUCGCUUCUCAUUGCAAAAAAAGGGCAGCAAAGAUAAGGCUUUAAGUGCCAAACAUCGCAGCAAUAAGCAUCAUCAGGAUAUUGAAAUAACCGAAGCGGAACCGUCGCGCACGCCCGAGGAUUCAGUCUGCAGUGCGGAGGGACCGACAGAUACCUAUGCCGAAAUAUCGGGCAUAUCGCAUUCAAUGCUAUCCCAUUCCAUGGUCUCCCACUCCGUUGUCUCGCACUCGAAGUAGGCCUUCAAACCACGCGGCCAUACUGUACAUAACUCAAGCAAACUAGAUAUAUGCUAUAUAUAGAUAUAUAUAUAUAUAUAGAUACGUGAAUGUAUGUAACUGAGAAUUAGGUGCAGCAUAAAAACAAAUAGCGCAACAACACAAACAAUAAAAGAAUUACUUUA